Molecule: messenger RNA, 1370 nt
Organism: Thunnus maccoyii (southern bluefin tuna)
Lineage: Eukaryota; Metazoa; Chordata; Actinopteri; Scombriformes; Scombridae
Exons: 2
Coding region: 79-522 (147 amino acids)
Source: RefSeq, a predicted model, not a curated record
ACAACAUACCUGACCUCCUAAGGAAAGCAGUACUUUCUUAAAAAUUUCAUCCCUGAGAGCUGCAACAAGGAGACAACAAUGAAGCCCAAAUCUCUCUCAACGAGGUUGUUUGACAGAAACGCAGGAGCGUCAGGUGAGAUGCUGAGUAUACGAGCAGCAAAGUAUCAACGACAUGUGGACUGUGUGGACCAUCCAGGGAGCCUGGAUCACACUGACGGCCAGCAAGUGGCAGAAGAUGGCAGACAAAAUGAGAAGGGCCACAGAGAAAUACACUUUGCCUUUCUGCCAGAGAGGUAUGAGCCACUGGUGGAUGAAGAGGCACAAGCUAAGGAAGAAGAAGAGAAGAAGAAAAGGAAGAAAGAAAAGUACAAAAAAGUAAAGAAGAAUGUUGGGAAGGCACUGCGCUCCACUUGGAAGUGUCUAAUGCUCGGUUUGUACAAUUUUGCCCUCGGCUAUUCUACUCCGAUCACGGUGGCAGCUACCUUUGUCCCUGACUUCCACCCAGGGAGAAACAGGACCUGAGCUGAGACACAUGCACCAAUGGACACUGACCAAAGGCUAUUUAGCAUGUUUAUAUUGUUUUUGUACUUGACUUUGUAACCAAAAAUUGAUCCAUAUUGUUGAAGGCAACUAACAUUUGUCUUUUUUAAAUAGUUGAUCUUAUUGAUUCUAACAUUUUUUAAAAUUUUGACACUAACGAUGUUGUAGAAAUUGUACAGUGUGAGGAUCACAAAAUUAUUUUUUAUGCCUAGAACAAUGAAUGCGCUCUUUAAACCUAAAUUAUAUAUUGCUUGUCCAUGUAUUAAUCCCUACUGACACUGAAAAUAUGAUGUGCCUUGGAAAAUGUUUUAUAUCAAGCAUCAAGCCGGUGUUAACAUGUGUGCAGAAGAGGAAUGUGGGAAUGUGGUCCUACUGCAGGACAGGCAUGACAGGAAUAUUAACUAUAGCUAUAGAUGAGGUGAAUAGGGGCAGAUGCCUCUCAAAGGGAUUUACAGUUAGGAAAGACUUAACAGGCAAGUGAAAAGACGUGUAAAUCAAGGCUGUAAGACAAAGACAGGAACAUGUGAGUCUUGCCAUGAGAAUCCAGGCUGGCCUCUCAUCUCACAGUGGAGCAACUGGACUACAGAUCUCAAGAGUAUUUCUCAAAUUGUCUAAGCUUUGCUAUAAGAUCAACAACAGACUAUGGAUCCUUCAAGGUAAUGAUGAUUAAGAGGCUACAUCAGAGGCAGGCAAAAGUUUAAGAGGAUUCACUGUCUGGGACAUAAAUAAUGGUGUGACUUUUGAAGGUUGACCCAAACCUGAGUGUUUCUCUAGACAUGGAAGCUUGUUCAAUUGUGAGUCAUGAUAUGUGUGAGCUGGAGUGUAAUAAA